CAGUGCACCCUGCCCGGGCAGGAGGCUGAGACGAUUCCUUUGGAGAGAUGACCCCCGCCGGAUCCUUAAGCACAUUGGCGACUAUGGAAAAUAAAUAAAUCAGAUCAUAAUUAGCUGCUCCAUCUGAUAAAUAAAACAUGGCUCCUUUUUCCAAGCGGGCGAGGAAGAGGUGAAAGCGGCAGCAGUGGAAGCUCAAGAUAGAAGCGCUUUUCUGGGAGGUGUAGGGAGGGAAAAGGGAGGGGGGUUACGGCGCUCUCUUGUCUUGUAAGAGGAUAAAGAGAAAAGGGAAAUCAAGCUAGUUUUAAGCGGACUGUUUGGACCAGCCCCCGGUGACAACAUGACCAGCGGGCCGGAUGAGAGCUCGGUGCGCGUUGCCCUGAGGAUUCGUCCUCAGCUGGCCAAAGAAAAGAUUGAGGGUUGUCAUAUCUGUACAUACGUGAUGCCUGGGGAGCCUCAGGUGGUCCUGGGUAAAGAUAAGGCCUUCACCUAUGACUGUGUUUUUGACAUGGACACCCAGCAGGAAACCAUCUACACCCACUGCACUGAGAGACUCAUCGAGGGCUGCUUUGAGGGCUAUAAUGCCACCAUCUUUGCAUAUGGACAGACGGGUUCGGGGAAGACCUAUACCAUGGGAACCGGCUUCGACGUCACCAUCGGAGGGGACGAACUGGGUAUCAUUCCCCGGGCUGUCAACCACCUGUUUAGGGGGAUUGAGGAGCGUAGACAGGCCGCCACCGAGCAGGGCAGGCCAGUCCCUGAGUUCAAGAUCAACGCACAGUUCCUGGAGCUGUACAACGAGGAGGUGCUGGACUUGUUCGACUCGACACGAGACAUCGAGGCCAGGAAACAGAAGUCCAAUAUCAAAAUCCACGAAGACACCAAUGGAGGCAUCUACACCGUGGGGGUCACCACCCGCACUGUCACCUCUGCAGCCGAGAUGAUACAGUGUCUAAAGCUGGGCGCUCUGUCUCGUACCACGGCCAGCACCCAGAUGAACGUCCAGAGUUCACGCUCUCACGCCAUCUUCACCAUCCACCUGUGCCAAGUUCGAGUCUGCUCUCCUGAUAAUAACGAUAAUGUAACAGACAACCGUUUAGCUAACGACUCAGAGAUUAAUGAGUUUGAGACGCUGACAGCCAAAUUCCACUUUGUGGACCUGGCUGGUUCAGAAAGACUCAAGAGAACCGGAGCUACAGGAGACAGAGCAAAAGAGGGCAUCUCUAUCAACUGUGGGCUGCUUGCCCUGGGAAACGUCAUCAGUGCUCUGGGAGACAGGAGUAAACGCUCCACUCAUGUGCCUUACAGAGACUCCAAACUGACACGCCUGUUACAGGACUCAUUAGGUGGCAACAGUCAAACUAUGAUGAUCGCCUGUAUCAGCCCAUCAGACCGAGACUUCAUGGAGACUUUGAACACCCUUAAGUACGCUAACCGAGCACGAAACAUCAAGAAUAAGGUGAUGGUAAACCAAGACCGAGCCAGCCAGCAGAUCAGCGCUCUGAGAACUGAAAUAGCCCGACUGCAGAUGGAGCUGAUGGAGUACAAGACGGGAAAGCGGAUGGUGGGUGAAGAUGGGAUGGAGGGCAUCAACGACUUGGUCCAUGAGAACUCCAUGCUGCAGACAGAGAACAACCACCUUAGGGUGAGGGUGAAGGCCAUGCAGGAGACCAUCGACACUCAGAGAGCCAGACUUACACAGAUCCUCAGUCACCAGGCUAACCAGGCUCUGGGUAAAGCAGGUGAAGGUAAUGAAGAAAUCGGAAACAUGAUUCAGAACUAUAUCAAAGAAAUUGAGGAGCUGAGAGCUAAACUUCUUGAAAGUGAGGCUAUGAAUGAGAACCUAAGGAAGAGCCUGUCUCGUGCCUCCAAUCGCUCCUCACUGUACGGAGGCCCCGGUUCCUUCUCCCCUGUCCUGCUCGCCCCUGAGAAGGAGGCCAACGACGUCAUCAUGAUGGCCAAGAAGGACUUGGAGAAACUCAAGAAGAAGGAGAGGAAGAAGAAGAAGAGGCUGAGGCAAUACGAAGAGAAUCACCAGCAAGAGGUUGAACAUGCCAGCGUUAUCAGAGAGGAAGUCCCAGACAAUGAUCAGGAAGGAGGCAAUGAGGAGGCAGAGGUGGAGGGCAGCGAUCACGAAGAAGGAGAGGAUGCAGAUGGAGAGGAAGAAGACUUUGACAUGGCGGGAGAAGAGACAUCUGAUGAGUCUGAUUCUGAAGAACUGGAGGAAAAAGAAAACAUCCAGGCUGACCUAGCCAACAUCACUUGUGAGAUUGCCAUCAAGCAAAAGCUUAUAGACGAGCUGGAGAACAGCCAGCGGCGUCUGCACACGCUCAAACAACAGUACGAACAGAAGCUAAUGAUGCUGCAGAACAAGAUCAGAGACACACAGCUGGAGAGGGACAAGGUGCUGCACAAUGUGGGUUCAGUGGAGUCAGGUACUGAGGAGAGGGCCAAGAAGAUCAAAGCUGAGUAUGAGAAAAAGCUGAGCUCAAUGAACAAAGAGCUGCAAAAGCUCCAGUCAGCUCAGAAGGAGCAUGCUCGCCUGCUGAAGAACCAGUCGCAGUAUGAGAAACAGCUCAAGAAACUCCAGCAGGAUGUGACCGAGAUGAAGAAGACCAAGGUGGCGCUGAUGCGUCAGAUGAAGGAGCAGCAGGAGAGGAACAGGGCUACAGAGUGCAGGAGAAACAGGGAGAUUGCCUCUUUGAAGAAAGACCAGCGAAGAGCCGAGCACCAACUGAGGCAGCUGGAGGCCCAUAAGAGACAACAGGAGUUAAUUCUACGCAGGAAGAAUGAAGAGGUGACAGCUCUUAGACGGCAGGUGAGGCCCAUGUCGGGUAAGGUGAGCAGGAAGGUGAGCCUACCUGAACCUCUCCAGGACCCAACACAUCGAGCCACACCAGGAAGGCUGCAGACCUCUGGAGCAUCCCAAUCCGAUGGAGCCAGGAGUUCCCCAGUAAGGAUGGGGAGUAUCUACCUCAACAGGACAGCCAGGGCCAAAUGGCAGUCACUGGAGAGACGUGUCAGUGACAUCAUCAUGCAGCGGAUGACCGUCUCUAACAUGGAGACGGAUAUGAACCGACUGCUAAGGCAACGUGAGGAGCUGACCCGACGGAGGGAGCGAGUGUCCAAAAAGAGAGAGAAGAUGGCACUGGACGGUGCAGAUGCUGACCGGUCCCUGGCCUCCCUGAAUGAAGAGCUGGAGUCUCUGAGCGCCAACAUCGACUACAUCAACGACAGCAUUGCCGACUGCCAGGCCAACAUUAUGCAGAUAGAGGAAGCCAAGGAGGAAGGAGACACAGUGGAUGUUACCGCAGUGAUCAGCUCCUGUAACUUAUCAGAGGCCCGCUUCCUUCUGGACCAUUUCAUGACUAUGGCCAUCAAUAAGGGUCUGCAGGCAGCUCAGAAGGAUUCCCAGCUGAAGGUUAUGGAGGGCAGGUUGAAGCAGACAGAGAUUAACAGUGCCACCCAGAACCAGCUGCUGUUCCACAUGCUGAAGGAGAAAGCUGAGAUCAACCCAGAGCUGGAUGCCCUGCUGGGCAGUGCUCUGCAAGAGUUAGGUUACCUGUCACCAGAAAAUGGAGAUGACAGCAGCAGUGACGAGUCCACCCCCAGCCCAGCCACAGAGGGCAGAAACCUUGCAUCAGACCUAAUGAAGUUAUGUGGUGAAUCCAGACCAAGAAGUAAGGCUCGCAGGCGGACCACCACCCAGAUGGAGCUGCUUUAUGCCAGCAGUGGGGAUUUAUCCUGUGAAUCCCCCACGGGAGACUUCUCGGCCCCAGUGCUGCCCCUCUCAGAACGCCUGGAAGGGCAGGUAGACCUGCAGGGUCACGGUGUUGGUCAAACCCCUGAACGCACGCAAACUGUUUCCCCAUCUGCACAGUGUGCCAGGCCAGCUGGAAUAUCUGCACCCAGGUCACCUACAGGGGCCGAGAAGAGGCAACUAGACCGCUUGCCCCACAACCGAAGGAAGAUGCAAGACAAAGGACUCACAGCAAUACACAUCACAGCACCUACACACACACUUCCUGUUAACACAGCAGAAGACAAAACUAAAGGCAGUGACUACAAAACACUGUUUGAGGAGUCACCUGUGUUUGAAGGCCAAAGAGGCGUGAUCAACCCUGUGACGGUACCUAAGACCAGCCGGGGGGCCAAACUUCAGUGUGUCUACGUAGCUGAGGGGCACACCAAGCCUGUUCUCUGUGUGGAUGCCACUGAUGAUCUUCUCUUCACAGGAUCCAAAGACCGUACAUGUAAAGUCUGGAACUUAGUGACGGGUCAAGAGAUAAUGUCUCUAGCAGAUCAUCCCAGUAGUGUUGUCUCAGUCAGGUACACUUCUAGUCUCGUCUUCACCGUUUCCACUGCUUACAUCAAAGUCUGGGACAUACGAGAUUCUGCCAAGUGUAUAAGAACGCUUAUGUCAUCAGGCCAGGUGGGUUCAGGGGACACCUGCUCCUCUGUCAAGAGUUUAUCCAUCCCACCAGGAGAAAGUCAGAUCAACCGGAUCGCUCUUAACCCCUCUGGCUCCUUCCUUUAUGCUGCUGCUGGUAAUGCUGUGCGCAUGUGGGACCUCCGCAAGUUUGUGUCUACAGGGAAGCUGACUGGCCAUUCGGGCCCUGUCAUGUGUCUGACUGUUGAAAGGUUAGGUAAUGGACAGGAUGUUGUCCUCACUGGCUCCAAAAACCAUCAUAUUAAAAUGUUUGAGGUGGUAGAAGGUGCUCAGGGUAGUAUCAGCUCCAGCCAUACGUUUGAGCCUGCUCAUCAGGAUGGUGUGGAGUGCCUGGCCAUGUAUGGAGACGUUUUCUACAGCGGCUCCAGGGACUAUUACAUCAAAAAGUGGGAUUUAGCCAGUAAACAACUGCUACAGCAGUCGGCCAGUGCUCAGGCAGACUGGGUUAGUGCUCUGGGCGUGGUGCCAGGCUCCCCAGUUCUGCUCAGCGGAUGCAGAGGAGGGCUGCUGUGCCUUUGGCACGCCAGCUCGCUAGCAUCCCUCGGUGUGGUCCGGGGGCAUGACAGUCCCAUUAAUGGCCUGGCCACUAACAGCAGCCAACUGUUCACUGCCUCAGAUGACCGCACAGUGAAAAUUUGGGAAGCUAAAGGAUCUCUGGAGGAAGGAGUCCACUGACAUCUGAUUCUUGAUAAUAACAGAGCGGAUUUAGAUGCAAGCAUUGUCUACUGGCCUUCAACCAAUCGAAAUGAAUCUGGCAAACUGUGGAUGGGAGCCCAAAGUGGAUCAAGGGCCUGGACGUAUGGGCCACAGACCUUCAACAGCACUGAUCUUUUACUGAUUUACUGAUAUAUUGGGUCAAGAUGGAUCACCACAAAGCGGAGCCUCCCAAGUCUCCAGUAGAGCUCCAAGGACCACAUAACAGCUGCAGUGAACAGCACCUUCAUAACUGUGACAGAACAUAAUAAAAUGAAAGUAAAAAUUUAGAUUUAUGGAUCUGUGUUAAUUGAUCCAGGAGUCUAUAGUGGAGCAUAUAGUGAAUUUUGCCAAAGCUGCUGAGAAAAAAAAAAACAGCUUUUGGCAAUGGUUUGCUUCCUCACACCAACUGUUGUCCAUCAAAACAUAGUCUGCUGAAAAAGUCUGUGUACCAAGACAAGCAUUUCCAAGACCUUCGAAUCAUUUGUUCACCAGCAAUGUGAGUCUUUCCUGUGUGUUCACAUGUUGUGUCUUCCUGUCAUUGCUCUCAAAUCAGGUAUGUACGUGUAUGUGUGUAACCAAGGACCAAAUAACUACUGCGUAUGGACUUGUUUCUUCAGCUGUUACUGCCAAACCUUCCAUUUGAACAAAAGAGGCCUCUAAAUAAAUGUACAAAUUUUUCUACUUCAAAUUUCUGGAUUUUUUUCCCCAGUGUUCAUUAAAUGAGUAGCAUGGUUGAACAAUAUUCCUACAUACUACCAUGCAAAAGCAGAGUACAGUAACUACAGAAAAGUAUACAUACAAACAUACAUACAUUUUCAAGAAAAACAUUUACACACCCUACAGUUAAACAUGUUAAAACCCAAGCAGAAUAGCUGUUACAUCCUGAUUAAGCUGUGUUUAAAAGCAUUUCCCCAGCUUGUUUCCGACUGAGGUACAUGCUGUUUUCCUUUUUGUUUUAAGCGGUCAGCUAGGUUUCUGGCUUCAGUAUUCUCUGAUUGAUUUACAGUUUGUUUGUUUUGACAGUUUGUACCCUUAAGUGGUGUUUUACUUUCCUGUGCUUUCUUGUCAACACGCUCCCCUCUGGCUUCUCUGACCUGCAUCUCUUAGGAAUCUAGCGCACAUCUUCUCACUUUCAAGAUUUCAGUUCUUCAAAUGAAAAGGUUAUCCACUGAGUAGUUACUUUCUGUAACCUUUAGUAGCUGUGCAACAGUUUUAAAAGUGAGUACAGCUCUGGCAGCAAGUGCAUUUGGAAAAGUUUUGCUAGAGCCAUAUGAAACAUACGUAGUUUAACAGUUAAAUGAGACUCUGAUGAGAGGCUGGUUCUAAUCAGAAUGUGAAUGUAAAUCAUUCAUGUUGAUUCAAUCAAGCACCUUGUAAUUCCUUAACCAUGGAACAUGACAUAGGUAUUUUGUGAAUGCAUCUGUUCCUGAAAGAUGUGUUUGCAUGUUUUUUUUCACUCCAAAUAAUGUGAUUAAUUCUCAUUCCAUUCUUCAUGUACAGUGCUGUUCAUUUUGCUGUCUUACUGUCUGUAAACUGCACACAUGCUACAGCUGAGCCUUUCAAAACAUCAGUCUUUCGAACUGAGUGUAAAAAGCUACUAUUUAUUUAUUUUUUCUAAUGUAAUGCUUCUGGUAUCUAAGCAUCAUAGACAAUGGACUGCACAGAAUUUAUGGAAUGGAUUUCUCCAUAAUCAGAGGUGUUUAGUCAGUGCCUGUUAUAAAUCCUAAACUGUAGGUAUUGACUGUAGAAUCACUACCUGAUAAAUGUGGACUAUCCCUCAUUAAAAUGUUCAGGUAACCAAUUUAUCAUCAUAACUAUCAUUAAUUUCUUUGAAAUUUAUUGGAAGUACAUUUGAUGCUCUGGUUUGGAUAUUGCAGGUAGACACUGUUAGCAAUGUUUAAGUCAGUUAGACAAAAAUUAUUGCACUGAAAAAUCACGUUUUGCAACUUUAAAGUUUCCCAUCUGAUUCAUAGCAUAGUUUACACAAGAGUGAAAUAAUGUUACAGAAAAUGGUUUUCAGUCCCAUUGGCUCGCAGUUUAACUGCGAAAAAAAUUAUGCCAAAAAGAAACAUUGGUCAUUAAAUACUCCUAAUUCAUAAGGUAUCUUAAUGAUCCUUCUAAAUGUAGUAGCAUCUUAUUUUGAAAUUUGUAAAUCUACACUCAUGUGUAAAUACAAUUGUUGUUUUUUUCCCUGCUGAUUUUGUUGUGUACAAAUUCAAGUGAUUAAAAUAUCAGCUGCAGUGUGAAAAUAGAUUUUAAAAUAA
Messenger RNA from Xiphias gladius (swordfish), 7407 nucleotides. RefSeq names its product kinesin-like protein KIF21A. The coding region runs from base 338 to 5122 and encodes 1594 amino acids. NCBI's taxonomy places the organism in Eukaryota, Metazoa, Chordata, Actinopteri, Istiophoriformes, Xiphiidae. The transcript has 37 exons. Gene Ontology annotation, biological process: microtubule-based movement; mitotic spindle organization. The record is from RefSeq and is a predicted model, not a curated record. Gene Ontology annotation, molecular function: ATP binding; microtubule binding; microtubule motor activity.